AUGUCUGGCAGUCAGAAGAGCAGUACAUUGCCAUUCAGUGAGCAAAUACCACUCUCAGAAAGUUCUGAAGUAAAAAAGUCACAGAGUUAUGAAGAGAAAAUGUUUUAUAGAAAUUGCAGAGCAGCUUAUUUGGCUGUCUUUAAAAGCAGCUUAGAAAACAUUGAAUCAAAAGAACAGCUGUAUUUAGUCCUUCAGCAAGCUGGACAAAAUCCAUCUCAGAAGACUGUUAGUAAAUACUGGACACCCCAAACUACCGCACUGAAUUUUGAUGAUUUUUGUUUCAUUUUAAAACAAGAAAACCCUAUUAAGGAAACAGAACUACUUGAAGCAUUCUCAAAAAUAGAUGGAAAUAAUGAUGGCUAUAUUUUGCAUUGUGAACUUUGUAAAAUUCUUGAAACUAGAGGUGAAAAAAUGUCUCUUGAUGAACUUAAUGCAAUCUCUAGAUUGCCUGAAGUGAACAAGGAUGGAAAGUUUGACUAUUACAAGUUUUGUCAGUUGUAUAUGACAACCCGUGAACAGUGUCUCAAGAAUGCACUAGAGAAACUGGAAGUUAACAGUAAAUUGAAACUUCAACAAUUUGGAAGUCAGACUGAAAUUUUAUCAGAAAUGACACCAUCAAAUUCAAAAUCAUUGCUAAGUAAGGAAAAGAAAACUAAAAAGAGUCCAAUUCAAGAAAGAGGUGAUCACAACAAUUCCUUGCAAUAUUCCUCAGCUCCCAGUUGCAAACGAAGUGUUUCUUCCACUGUUAGUAUGGAUGCCAGGAGCAACAGAAAUUCAAAGCUUAUUGAGGCAAAUGAGGCAAAGGAAUGGCAAUGUACACAGUCCAAAGGAUGCUUCUUCAUACAGGACAAUGGAGAGAUAGUCAGUCAUAAAUAUAAAUUCUUCUUAUCUCAGAAAUCUACAGUGUGUAUUACUAUUCAGCCUAUAAAGCUUAGCCAAAUGGAAGGAAAAUAUACCACGUGGUUAGCAGCGGACACAACUUUGUACGUAGUCAAAGAAAAUGAAACUGAUAAAAACAUACAGUUUGUAAGAUUUACUGAGCUACAAAAUAAAAAGGCUUUUGGAUGGAGAGGGGAACUUGAAGCUGGUAUCUAUUGGAUAAUCCCUUUCACAACUGGCUGCAGAUUCAGAAAGGUGAAAAAGCAAAUUAAAGAAGUUCAACUUGUAUGUAGAGAUGGAAAUGGAAAUUUGACAUUUACCAAAGAGUUAAGAGCAGUCUUAUCACAGAUAUUUGAAAUGAUUGAUUUGGAUAGCAAUGGCUUUCUCAGCCUUGAAGAAUACAACUUCUUUGAAAUGAGAACUGGUGGUGAGAAGUGUGAUGAAGAAGCUUGGGCGGCAUGUAAAGAAAUUGUUGAUAUGAAGAACAGCGAACUCACAAAAAAGGGGUUUAUGGAUUUGAAUAAUAUGGAAGUUAGUGAAAACGUUGAUCUCAGAAGCUUGUGGCUGACUUUGAGCUCUAUGGGCUACAAUAAAUCAAUGGAAUUAACUGGGGCAUGCCCGUUUUCUAUUCACAUCUAUGCAGAAAAGGGCAGACCUAGAAUUAAACCUGUUUGCCUGGAAACUGUUGGUGAACAACUUAAGAAUCUGAUUUGUAUGAGCAUGGUUAAUAAAGGAGAAACUAAGCCAAUCAAUCUCAGUGAAAAUAUUAUUAUUCACACAUACAAAAGCAAUAAUCGGAUCACUUCUGUCAUUGAAAACAAGUCUGAAAGCAAACCAGUCAUUUACGUCAAUAACAAGGAGAGUAAAAACUGUUUCAAUAAUAGAGGACUUGACACUUUUGCUAUUGAAAUAGCUCCAUAUUCCAUGAUGGUCUGUCAGCACGUGAUACCAUUAAAUGAAAAAGAAGAAUGGAUAUAUAGCUGUGUGUAUUCCAUCUUGUCUUAA
Molecule: messenger RNA, 1884 nt
Organism: Candoia aspera
Lineage: Eukaryota; Metazoa; Chordata; Lepidosauria; Squamata; Candoiidae
Gene: EFCAB7
Product: EF-hand calcium binding domain 7
Exons: 13
Coding region: 1-1884 (627 amino acids)
Biological process (GO): positive regulation of protein localization to ciliary membrane
Cellular component (GO): ciliary membrane; plasma membrane protein complex
Molecular function (GO): calcium ion binding
Source: RefSeq, a predicted model, not a curated record